AUGGCGAAUAGCAUUCUCAGCCACAGGUUGAUCAAUCCAGUCAACAAUGGAGCAUCUGGAAGUCUUAGAGGUGGUGGCAGAAAUAGUGGGGGUGGAGAAAAGAGAUCGAGAAAUGGCUGUCAAAUGUGUAAAUCAAGAAGGAAGAAAUGUCCGGAAGAUUUCAAUUUACGUCCAAGUGGAAAACUUGCUUGCAGUUCAUGCUUUCAAAAAGGCUUAGAUUGUCAUCCUCCAAGUCCACAAGGAGAUGAAACUCCGUUACAAAGACCUGUUCACAAGAAAGUGGCCACUUUGUCUUCUCGAUCUCACAAUCCUUCUCCAGCGCCUGGUAUGUUUUCCUCUCAACCCUCGAUCAAUUUCAGCAGUCUUCAUACAGAUUCAGCUCUAGGCCUCAAUCAGACAUUACCACCAGCUUCUACAUCUCUUCAGUCUCAACCUGCAUUCUUGCAAUCUUUACCUCAAGGGCAGUUACAACAGCAACCCAUUACUUCCACAUCAACUAAUGGUGCUCAACCUUUGAAUGACCUACAAGAUGCUGCAUGGCUCAACGAUUUCUUUAAAGAAUUCUCGCAUUUAUCCGAUCCAAUCUAUCAAGAUGCUAUCUGGCUAGCCAAUAAUCAACCAAAUGUUGCAAAUGCAAAUGCAAAUGUUUCACCUCAAAAUACUUCAUUGGCAACAUCGUCCACCUGGACUGCCACCACACCAGCCACAUCAGCACCUUCAACAUCAUCAAAACGAAUAGACGCACCUACAGGAAGAGCAGAGUAUGAUCGAAUCGUAGAAUCAGAUGAAUUGGACGAACUGCUGGAAAAGUAUAAACCUCUAUACGAGAAAGUAUGGAGAUCCACAAUCUCUGUCUCGGAAAAGGAUGAUGGUCUUAUGCGAGCCAUUCUGACACUUUCAAGGCGAUCAAAAGCAUGUAGAGCCGCAUCAGUAUCUGCUUGCUUAUCAUUGCAUAUGCUCAUGCAAAGGGAGAGAAAUAUGGAUCGACCUUCUUGUGGAAUGGGUUUCAUUCAUCAAUUAAUGGAGGAUGACGCAACAGGCACUCCAACUUUACCUCCCACAAAGCAUGAAGAUGCCCAAGGCAAUAAAAAAGAAUCUAGCCAAGGUGAAGCAACAGCUGAAGAUCAUACAAGUAUGACGUAUAAAUGGUACCAAUUCGCUGCAGACGAAUAUGAACGUUCCGGCAGUAAAGAUUCAAUGGCAGAACGUUUGGCCACUUUGCUCAAUUUACGCUAUACGAUCAUUGGCCUGGAUGGUGCUCGUGCUGGCUCUAUUUAUAUGGAAGAAAUUCGAAAGAUAUUGACCGAAUUAGGUGUCAGUACACAUUAUCUGCGGUACACCAGUUAUUGCGGAACAAUUUUGGGUGUGAUGUUGCAAAGUACACUUGUGAUCGAUAUAUUUGAAGCAGCAACAAAGAGACAUAAGAGAUGUGCAGUUCUGGCGUCAAAUCCGACUGUUUCUCUCACUUCUUCGCCUGCUUAUGGUGGUACGCCUUCUUCAAGUAUUGCAACUGAUUCCGUUUCCCUUAGUGCAUUGAACAGCGAGGUUUUGGCUCAAGACUUACAGAAAGGACCUUUAUACGAGUACGAAUUCCUUUCUUGUUUGUCUUGUGACAUUAUCGAAGCUUUAUUGCACAUUUGCAAUCUGGACGCUGAUAUUCACGAAAAUCUGUUAUCCGAUGUCGACAAGAAAGCCCGGAUAGAAGAAGUUGAAUGCAUGAUCCGUCAAGCGAGAUUGAUACGAAAGAAUAACAACGACGGAGCAGCUUUUGUUCGUUCAAUCGCCGUUCAUGAGAUGUGGCGACAAGCAGUUUUAAUUUCAUUUUAUCAAAGAAUUCUCAAUUUAGGUGCACUUGCUGCUAAAAUUCAAACUGCUCUUCAAGAAAUUUUAUCGUUAGCAGAUAUGUUAUCAACUGCUCUUACACCUUCUGAAACGUGGGAUAUGUGGAUGGUUUGGUUUUUAGCCUCAACUGUUGCAAUCACGCAAGAACAAAGAAAAAAAUGUAUUUUAUAUUUAGAAGCAUUAGGAACGGAACAAGCGAUUAUGGAUAAUUUGGUAAUUAUUAAACAACUUUGGAAGGCUUCUGAUGAAACGGGAUAUCCGCAAGAUUGGUAUGCGAUCGCCGAUGCGAAUGGAUUGAGUCCUGAACCUGCUGUCAUGCGUGUAUUCAUUGUGGGGGAAUUGGACCGACACACAUCCAUCUUUACUACCACAUCCGCUCUCGCAACAUCAUUAGGUGAGUAUUAUUGCGAGACACUCUGUGUGAUGACACAAUUUACACUUGAAAUGAAGGAGACGCCGCUUUUGCGAUUCUACAUGUCCCGAUCAAGAUCGGAUAGUUUGCAACCUGAGCGGGAAGAAGGAGGCAGGGGCUCAACAAUGAUUAUUUCGAUACAUCGGCAAGUGCCAAUUAUUUUGAUUUGCUUUGGUGUCCUUAUUGGACUCUGUCAGUCACAAUCGCUAUAUUCACCAUACCCUUCAAGAACAACGAUCCUUGCUCAAUCCAACAAACCCAGAGAGAAUGCUACUGUGGUGAACCAUAUCAGAAGGCAUACAUCCGGCCGUACAGUAUUGGCAUAUGUUACCCCAUGGAAUCCUCGCGGAAUAAGCCUGGCUGAAGAAUUCCGAGGAAAAUUUGACAUCAUCUCUCCUGCAUGGCAUACAAUCGAUCCUGGUCAUGUUGACGGAAAGACAUACUACAACGUAGGCGGAGGAACAACAGGAAAAAAGGACGAUGAAUGGAUAAAGCGAAUGCAAAAGCCUGGCAAAGAUGGAAAUGGUAAUCCACUUCCACCUGUCAACAUUUCUCCACGUUAUGUAUUGGAUCAAUUCACUGCGGAAGAUUUGUUGGAAUUGCUACAAAAUGACGAAUUGAUGGAACAGAUGGCCAGAAAUGUCUAUCUUUCGGUGAUGGAUAAUGGAUAUGAUGGUGCAGUGUUCGAAUGUGCGGCAGUAUGGGCAAUCGAACCUUUGAUCAAAUUGAUCGGAGAAAAGCUUCAUGCGGAGAAGAAAACGUUAACUGUUGUCAUUCCUGCUUUACGUGGCGAACAUGGUGAAGAGGCUACCACAUCAAACAAGAUUGCUAUCCAUGGUAUGCGAGUAUUGUCACCUCUUGCAGACUAUACAAUGGUCAUGACGUACGAUCAUGCAGGCUUGGCAGGCGUACAAUACGGAGAUGUUUACGAUAGAAGUGCUUUACCUGAUGGAAGUGCCUUAGCUCAAGAUGGCGUUCGAACACCCGGUCCAAAUGCACCUUUGGAGUUUCUGGAACAGAAUCUGGAACAAUUGACCGGCCAACUAGAAGUGAUGGAAGGACCACAAUUCUCCAUGUCUGGAUCAGGUGUCGAUUCUGUUUAUAAUUCAGAGGGAGCGGCAGAACGUCUAUUAGUCGGGCUCCCAUUGUAUGGCUAUACGUACCCUAUCGCAUGGUUUGAUAACACCAUCAUUGCGCAAGAUAGUGUUCCCCGUCUUCCACCUGCAUCACCUUUGGUGGCCGAUGACAAUGACGCUGAUGCCCAAGCCAAAGCAAGAGAAAAGGCAGACAAGAAAGAUCGUGAAACUGCAAACAUUGUUCCUUUGUUGCGUUUUGCUGGAGCACCAUUUAAGCAUAGUGAUCUAGAAGCGCGAUUAAAGCACAACAAAGCACUAAUCCGAUUAGACGAAAAAAGUCAAGAACAAUAUUUCGAUUACGUUGAUCAAUUAUCACCUUCGAUUAUUGAACAUAUGGCCAAAAAGAAUCCCACUAAAAAUGUUGAUGAAAAUCCAAUGGCAAAUGCAAGUUAUUUCCGAGCUUAUUUCCCCAGUGCACAUACCAUGAAACAAAGAUUACAAGUCAUUCUCGAUAAACCCGGCGCCGGGAUUGCGCUUUGGGACUUGGGUCAAGCCGGUGAAUGGCUCUUGCACGAAUUGUAG
Messenger RNA from Meira miltonrushii, 3912 nucleotides. RefSeq lists its product as uncharacterized. Gene Ontology annotation, molecular function: DNA-binding transcription factor activity, RNA polymerase II-specific; zinc ion binding; oligosaccharide binding. Gene Ontology annotation, biological process: regulation of DNA-templated transcription. The record is from RefSeq and is a predicted model, not a curated record. The transcript is spliced from 4 exons. Bases 1 to 3912 code for a protein of 1303 amino acids. NCBI's taxonomy places the organism in Eukaryota, Fungi, Basidiomycota, Exobasidiomycetes, Exobasidiales, Brachybasidiaceae. Gene Ontology annotation, cellular component: extracellular region.